CUGCAGUCCUUAUCCAUACAUCCCCUGAAACCAGCCCAAGCUUACAACAUACACACGGUACACCAACAUCCGAGUAGAAGAAAAGAAACAUUCAUAAACCCUAAUCUCCCCAUCUAUCCCUUUUCUGGCAUCUCGAAUCAGUGAAAAUGGCGUCGGCCAAUGCCAUUUCGACCGCGUCAGUUUUUCGCUCUCCCAAACAGGAAAGCUUGAGGAGGAGGGUGAAUCAGGGGCAAAGGUUGAACAACGGCCCGUCCAGCCGUAGAUUUGUUGUCCGGGCUGCAAAACAAAUUGCUUAUGACCAAAGUUCAAGGACGGCGCUUCAGGCUGGAAUUGAUAAGCUUGCUGAUGCUGUGGGUGUUACUCUUGGUCCUAGAGGGAGGAAUGUGGUCUUGGAUGAAUUUGGGAGCCCCAAGGUGGUCAAUGAUGGGGUAACAAUUGCUCGAGCUAUUGAGCUUGCAGAUAACAUGGAAAAUGCUGGUGCAGCUCUCAUAAGAGAGGUUGCAAGUAAGACAAAUGACUCUGCUGGUGAUGGGACAACAACAGCAUCCAUUCUUGCACGUGAAAUUAUCAAAUUAGGCUUGUUGAGUGUUACUUCUGGUGCAAACCCUGUCUCGCUCAAGAAAGGAAUUGACAAGACUGUACAAGGCCUGGUGGAUGAGUUAGAGAAGAAAGCUAGGGCUGUGAAGGGACGUGAUGAUAUUAAAGCUGUUGCUUCUAUCUCUGCUGGCAAUGAUGACAUCAUUGGGACUAUGAUUGCUGAUGCAAUUGAUAAGGUUGGCCCUGAUGGUGUUUUAUCUAUUGAGUCGUCAUCAUCCUUUGAGACAACAGUAGAUGUGGAAGAAGGAAUGGAGAUUGACCGAGGUUACAUUUCGCCACAAUUUGUUACGAACCCUGAGAAAAUGAUUGUUGAAUUUGAGAAUGCAAGAGUCUUGGUCACUGAUCAGAAGGUUUCAACAAUAAAGGACAUAAUUCCUCUGUUGGAGAAGACCACACAACUUAGAGCUCCUCUCCUUAUUAUAGCUGAAGAUGUCACUGGGGAGGCUUUGGCUACUCUUGUUGUGAACAAACUCCGUGGUAUUCUAAAUGUUGCUGCAAUUAAAGCGCCGGGUUUUGGUGAGAGGCGUAAGGCUCUCCUUCAGGAUAUUGCCAUCGUAACAGGGGCUGAGUUCCAAGCUAGUGAUCUGGGGUUGCUGAUAGAGAACACCUCAGUUGAGCAACUUGGUCUGGCAAGAAAGGUGACUAUUAGUAAGGACUCCACCACCAUUAUUGCUGAUGCUGCAACCAAGGAUGAGAUUCAAGCUAGAAUUGCACAAAUAAAAAAAGAACUAGCCGAGACAGAUUCUAUUUAUGAUUCCGAGAAGUUGGCUGAGAGAAUUGCCAAGCUGUCUGGUGGAGUUGCUGUUAUAAAAGUGGGAGCUGCAACUGAGACUGAGCUUGAGGACCGCAAACUUCGGAUUGAGGAUGCCAAGAAUUCUACUUUUGCAGCCAUAGAGGAAGGGAUUGUGCCUGGUGGAGGUGCUGCCUUGGUUCACCUCUCCACGUACAUCCCUACAAUUAAGGACAAACUUGAAGAUGCUGAUGAACGGCUAGGUGCUGAUAUCGUGCAGAAGGCACUAGUAGCACCGGCAUCGUUGAUUGCUCACAAUGCAGGGGUGGAGGGUGAAGUAGUGGUAGAGAAGAUAAAGGAUAGUGAAUGGGAGAUGGGAUACAAUGCUAUGACGGACAAGUAUGAGAACUUGAUGGAGGCCGGGGUUAUUGACCCGGCUAAGGUUACAAGGUGCGCGUUGCAGAAUGCUGCAUCCGUGGCGGGAAUGGUCUUGACUACUCAGGCCAUCGUGGUGGAGAAGCCCAGGCCAAAGGCUCCAGUAGCUGCACCCCCGCAAGGCCUUGCUGUGUAAUUCUUUUAUUUUACCUUUGUUUUUGUCAAAACUUAACAGUAAAUCGAUGGUAGAAUCAGUAGAUGUGAUUUUAUAUAGGCCAAGGCUAAAUGGUUUACGUGAAUGCCUUGAAGUGGCAUUAGAGGAAGUUGGUUUACGUGAAUGCCUUGAAAGGUGCAACACGUCCAAUAGAAGUGGCAUUUGAGCGGGAAUUUCUUCUCUUUUUUUUUUUUUUGUACGAAUAUAUAUUGUUGAAAAUUCAAGUUGGGACCAUUGCUUUUAUA
Messenger RNA from Nelumbo nucifera (sacred lotus), 2161 nucleotides. RefSeq names its product ruBisCO large subunit-binding protein subunit alpha-like. NCBI's taxonomy places the organism in Eukaryota, Viridiplantae, Streptophyta, Magnoliopsida, Proteales, Nelumbonaceae. The record is from RefSeq and is a predicted model, not a curated record. Gene Ontology annotation, biological process: protein refolding. Gene Ontology annotation, molecular function: ATP-dependent protein folding chaperone; ATP binding.